Molecule: messenger RNA, 1325 nt
Organism: Anolis sagrei ordinatus
Lineage: Eukaryota; Metazoa; Chordata; Lepidosauria; Squamata; Anolidae
Gene: TMEM102
Product: transmembrane protein 102
Source: RefSeq, a predicted model, not a curated record
AUGGAGGGUGUGGAGUCGCCCCCUUUUCUGGAGGGACACCCCUGGUCCCCGAAACCGGCUCCGGCCAAACCACUCACGGACUUGGAUUUCCGAUCCGGGGCCCGGAUCGAGGAGCUCAACCAACUCAUCCAGGAGUACGAAGCCAGGAAUGUGGGUGCCAUCCAGGAUGCCCCAGAAUUGCACCAGGCCAAGGACCAGGUCUUCUCCUUGCUGGGUCUGGCCCAGAAAUUGGACCCGAGGCUCCCUCUGGUCAACCGCUACCUGCUUCUGUCCGGCGGGGUCCAGCAGGGCAGCGUCCACCUGAGUGUGGGCCACCUUCCCCUGCUUUCUCCUGGCACCGAUUACGACACUGCUUUCACCCUCUUGGUGCCCGUCCUGAAUGCGGCCGGAGUCCCUGCCACGCUGGACAUGACGCAGAGCCCCGCUGGCCACACGUGGCUGAGCCUCCAGCCAUUCGACCCUGCCAUUGUCAAUCUCUGGUCUGACUUGGGGGAUGAAGAGGCCUAUUUGGCUGCCGACCAGGUGUCUGAAUGGUUCUUCCGGACUUUGUCCGCCUGUGCCGAAGAUAUGAGAGUGGAGCACCGUGGCGGUGUUGUCACGUCAGUCAUCUUUUGUGCUGGACCCUUGCGCGUCCUUUACGAUGUCAUUCCAGUGGUGGCCUUCAGAGGGUGGCCAGAGGUGGCCCAACCGUGGCUCACACAAACCCACUUUUGGGACGGCAAACUCAAGGACGAGGAAGUGGCCGGUGGCUUCUACCUCUUGCCAUCUUCUGGAAACAAUUGGCGGCUGGGCUUUUCGGCGAGCGAGAUGAACCUGCGGCGGAUGCUCCCUUUGCCCUUGGCUUGGGCAUUCCGGGCUGCCGCUGCGGCCAUCUCAAACAGUGGCUGUCUCAGGAGUGGCGUGGGGCCCUACCACCUCUUCACCUUGGCCCUGUGGUCCUGCGAGCGACUUCCAAACAGCUUCCUUGGCCGGGAAGAGAAUGCCGCCCAUGCCAUGCUGGGCCUCCUGGAUGACCUCUUGGCCAGCCUGGUGGACCGGCAGCUGGCCAGCUACUUCCUCCCCAAGUGGAACCUUCUGGAAGGCCUUUCCUGGAUGGCCCUGGAGAGGCUGGCUCACGAGGUGGCACGGGUCCGAGCCAAGCCCGCUGAGUAUCUGCGCCAAGCUUUGGAGAGGGCCAAGGAGGCCAAGCGGGUGGCCAAGGCCCUCCGGGAGCACAAAGCAGACCCCAAGACUGACUGAGAGAUGUGCCAAAGGACCAUGGCUCCCAGACCAAACUGGUCCACAUUUUUCAGGCCGAAAAGAAGGGGAUUUGGACUCAUGAUUGA